AUGGCGUUACAGUGCCAAUGCAUAUUCACUAUCCAUAACAACAGUAUUAUUGAGGGUGAGAGAAAAUCAAGCAGAGGAAAAGAAAAGCGCUGUGCAAUUCCUGCAGAUAUCAGUAUACUCUGCAGAGAAGGACGAUUAAAAGAUGCAUUGAGCAUCCUGCAUAGGAUGCAGGACAGAGGCAUUCCACUCCACUCCAAUGUGUAUGUCCAGCUGGCGGAGGAGUGCGCCUUCAGGAAUGCACUCUCCAUGGGCAAGCAACUCCAUGCCUCCAUUCCCACCGCCACACUCCGCCAUGAUCGACGCUUAAAUGCCAAACUCCUUUCUAUGUACUUGUCCUGUUCUAGCAUGUCAGAUGCACGCCAAUUGUUUGACAAAAUACCCAGUCCGAAUACCUACUUGUAUACUGAAAUGAUUAAAGGGUACGGCAAGAAUGGGCUAUAUCAGGAGGCACUUGAUCUACACGAUCAAAUGAAGUGGGCAGGCGUGGAGUCUGAUUCUUUCACCUAUCCGUUACUUCUCAAUGCUUGUACUGCUUUGUCCAAUCUGCAAAGAGGAAAACAGAUUCAUGACUGCAUUAGUAGAGAUGGACUGGAUACAAAUGAUUAUGUGGCCUCCUCACUUAUAAACAUGUAUAUACAAUGUGGAAGGAUUGAUAUUGCGCGCCAAGUGUUCGGUAAAAUUUCUCGAAAAAAUGUGGCUUCGUGGAAUGCAAUGAUAGCAGGAUGUGCCAAGAAUAGGCAUACAAAUGAGUCAUUGAGAAUUUUUGGUCGCAUGGUGUUGGAUGGUGUGAAGCCAAAUUUGGUCACUAUUUUGAGCAUUCUACCUGCUUGUACUCAGUUAGAAGCAAUUCAACAGGGUAAGCAAAUCCACAAAUAUGUUCUCAAAGCUGGGUUUGAGUCGAACCUUUCUGUAGGAAAUGCUCUUAUAUUUCUGUAUGCCAAAUGCAAAAGAAUGGAUGUAGCGCGCCAUGUGUUUGAGAGAAUGGUUGACAAAGAUGUUAUCUCGUGGACAUCAAUGAUUUCAGGAUAUGCUCAGAGUAAAGACGCUACUCAAGCCUUUCAACUCUUUUCCCAAAUGCAUCUUGCCGGGGCAAAGCUUGACGUUCUCACCAUCCUUUCUAUUAUAGCUGCAUGUACAAACAUUUCCUUGUUGCCAAAGGGUAAGGAGAUUCAUGCUCAUGCUAUUAGAAGCGGUUUUGUGUUUGAUGUUCUUGUAGCAAAUGCCCUGAUAGGUAUGUAUGCGAAAUGCUGCGCUAUACAUAUUGCACGCAAAGUGUUCGACAAAAUGCCUUACAGAAAUGUGGUUUCUUGGACUGCAAUGGUUGCUGGGUAUGUCAAGAAUAGGUAUGAUAAUGAAGCUUUGAAUCUUUUUCGGAAAAUAAAAUUGAAAGUCGAUCCUGUAACCAUUGCCAGUGUACUUCCAGCGGCUGCGCACUUAGCAUCUCUGGAGAACGGGAAAGAACUUCAUGGUUAUGCAAUAAAAAAUGGAUUUGAAUCUGACAUUUUUGUGGGAAGUGCCCUGAUAGACAUGUAUGCUAAAUGUGGUAGCAUAGAGCUUUCACGACAAGUGUUUGAUAGAAUCUCUCCCAAGAAUGUGGUCUCAUGGAAUGCAAUGAUUACUGGAUAUGGAUUGCAUGGGAUGGGUAUGGAGAUGCUUGACCUAUUUGUUGAAAUGGAUCGGAUAGGUAUGCAGCCAACCUAUGUCACUUUUGUUUCCGUGCUAUCUGCCUGCAGCCAUACAGGUUUGAUGGAUCAAGGCUGGAAGUACUUCAAUGCUAUGACUAAAGAUUAUGGCAUAACACCCAGGAUGGAGCACUAUGCGUGCAUGGUAGACCUUCUAUCCCGGGCUGGCCAUCUGGAUGAGGCACUUGACUUUAUUCAAAAAAUGCCUAUGGAACCUGAUGCUACCGUAUGGGGAGCAUUGCUAGCUGCAUGCAGAGUUUAUUGCAAUGUUGAACUAGCAGAACAUGCUGCAGAACGACUUCUUUACUUAGAGCCCGAAAAUCCAGCGAAUAGAAUACUUCUAUCCAACAUCUAUGCUGCAUCUGGCAGGUGGGAGGAUGUUGCAAGAGUGAGAGCGGGGAUGAAAGAUAUGAGGUUGAAAAAGACGCCAGGAUGUAGCUGGAUAAGUGUGAAAAGCAGGAUACAUACUUUCCUUGUAAAUGACAGGUCGCAUCCACAAUCAGAAAACAUCCAUGAAACACUGGAAGUCUUGAAAUGGCUGAUGCAAGAUGCAGGGUACGAUGAAAGUCUGGCACAGUAUACCAUGGAUGAGGAAUAA
Messenger RNA from Cryptomeria japonica (Japanese cedar), 2280 nucleotides. RefSeq names its product pentatricopeptide repeat-containing protein DOT4, chloroplastic. The record is from RefSeq and is a predicted model, not a curated record. The coding region runs from base 1 to 2280 and encodes 759 amino acids. Gene Ontology annotation, molecular function: protein binding; RNA binding. Gene Ontology annotation, biological process: RNA modification. The transcript has a single exon. NCBI's taxonomy places the organism in Eukaryota, Viridiplantae, Streptophyta, Pinopsida, Cupressales, Cupressaceae.